Messenger RNA from Phaeoacremonium minimum UCRPA7, 744 nucleotides. RefSeq lists its product as hypothetical. Lineage: Eukaryota; Fungi; Ascomycota; Sordariomycetes; Togniniales; Togniniaceae. The record is from RefSeq and is a predicted model, not a curated record. The transcript has a single exon. The coding region runs from base 1 to 744 and encodes 247 amino acids.
AUGGCUUCUCUUAUUCCCAUUCCUGCCUCGGGGCUCUCAGUCUCCUAUCACGGGUUAGGCCGCAAGCUCUUGCUCAGAGCCGAGGGCGACAUCCCAGCUUAUUUUAUUACCCCGUUCUUUCAGCAAGAACUCUCGGAGGGCUGUUUGCGCUUUGCCCUCAAAGCCUACAAUGGUGUUGCAAUACCAGAAUCACCCCCACAGCAUAUCAACAUCACCUAUGAAUUACCUAUUCAUCUUCCCAUCCGAGGCUUCAACAACAGGACCGUCCUGAUCGACACGUCUUUGGGCACUUUCGAAAAGAAAAUUGAAUACAUCGAGUGGCCAGAGCCUCCUAGUGACGUGGAGCUGGUCGCUGCGGCCACGAGUGAUAGUGCCGCUCCCAUUGGCAGCCUAGACAGAAAUGAUGUCACGGUCAUCACUGUGCUACCACCUAUAGAAGUCUACCUCCCAGGGGAGGGCACGCUAUCUAUGACUUCCCUAAUCCCUAAGGAGCGAAACUCGAGGCUGGACAUUGAGUUCAAUCCAGACUUCGUUAGGGUGAUCAACGUGGGCAUUAGCCAGGGUUACAUCAAUUGGAUUGUCAACUGGGCCAAGGUUCUAACCGUUGAGGAUAACCUACAGAUUUUCAACGUUAUCACUACGACUAAGGCUGAGGUUUGGCCCGCCAUUUACCCUCCGUAUCCGAAUAUCUCCAAGGUCAUUCAGCCCUAUAUCAUCCGUGUUUGGCCUCCGCUCAACAAAUAG